UCAAUUGGUAUUAUGUAAGAGGCGUAUCGAACCGUCCAAGCAACGCAACACUCAGCAGUCAGCUCAGCCUUCUAUAUAAGAAAUCUCCAUUUCUUAUCAUCUCUAGUCUGCAGAUAUCCAGCAUUAAUUCAUCUUGGGUUUCAAGCUUAACGUCGUACGAACCCAUGGAAGCAACUACCGAGAAGCAGGCGACCUUGUCGUCUGAAUCUCAAGCAUCCAAAGAGAUGGCGUCGUCCUCACCCGCCACUAAAUAUUUGUCGCUGGACUUGUCGCUUAGAGUCCUACUGUUCGCGUCGACGCUCGUGGCCGUGGUGGUCAUGGUCACCAGCAAGCAGACCGAGCUCGUGCCCGUCCGGUUACUGCCGAUGCCCGCCUUUGGCUACAAAGCAGCCAAGUUCAAUCACUCUCCGGCAACCAUAUACUUUGUGGCUGCACUUUCAGUGGCUUGUUUAUACAGUAUUAUCACCACGCUCACAUCCUUGGGAGCCAUCUGGAAGCCAUGCCCCUCGAAGAAGUUCUUCCUUCUCCUGGUUUUCAUGGAUCUGAUAAUGCUGGGGUUGGUGGCCUCAGCCACUGGCACGGCGGGUGGUGUGGCUUACAUCGGGCUGAAGGGCAAUUCUCACGUAGGAUGGACUAAGAUCUGCUCUGUCUACGACAAGUUUUGCCACCACGUCGCUAGCUCAAUUGCAAUCUCUUUGUUUGCUUCUAUUCUCCUUGUCUCGCUGGUUAUGGUCUCCACAUACGCGCUCUACCGCCGCUGCUAAUCAGAAUCCAGAGCUAAUCAAUGAAGCUUAAUUUGGUUGUGGGUCUGUCUGCAUUAAGAAGUGUGUGUGUGUGUUUGAUCAAGUGCUGAUCGAAUCCAUGUCUGUAUCAUAUCAUAGAACCAAACUAGCUCUUCAUCAUCAUACUGUUGUUAUUUAUAAUUAGCCAACAAUGUACAACUGCUUUAACUUACUGCUUGUCUUUAUUAAGCUACAUUUAGUUUA
Molecule: messenger RNA, 986 nt
Organism: Nelumbo nucifera (sacred lotus)
Lineage: Eukaryota; Viridiplantae; Streptophyta; Magnoliopsida; Proteales; Nelumbonaceae
Product: CASP-like protein 1D1
Source: RefSeq, a predicted model, not a curated record